Messenger RNA from Zingiber officinale, 811 nucleotides. RefSeq lists its product as uncharacterized. Gene Ontology annotation, molecular function: protein binding. The record is from RefSeq and is a predicted model, not a curated record. The transcript has a single exon. The coding region runs from base 209 to 649 and encodes 146 amino acids. Lineage: Eukaryota; Viridiplantae; Streptophyta; Magnoliopsida; Zingiberales; Zingiberaceae.
AAAAAAAAAGCUAAAAUGAAACCUCUUCUGUAUCAUUAUAAAUAGCCUCCAAAACCAUCAUGAGAAGGUCCAUGCAAAAUCACAAUCUAAGCAUUUGCAUGCUCUAAGAUCCAUUGAAGUUUACAUAAAUUUUGUCUCUCCUUUUUUGUUGUGAUCUCGUAGUGCUUCUCUGUGUUUUUCUAGUUUAUGUAAGGCAUACCUGGAGAAGAUGAAGAACAAGGCUGCCAUUUUCUUCAGGAAAAUAGCAACUGCACUCAUGGCAAUCAUGAGAAGCAAGUCCAUGAAGAGCAGCAAGCUCAUCAUGUUCAGACUGCUGCGAAACAAGAAGGUCCUGAUGAGUGCACUGUUCAACAAGUUGCAAUCAGUAAUAGGUGAUCAACAAGUUUUGCUUAUGGAUGAUGUAGCAAAAGAGGAAGUGUCAGUGCUGGAUUUCGUCGAAGACGAUGAUGAUUAUCCAGACCUGAGGCACUCUUUGUUUGAACUGAAUGAUGAUACUGGAGGGUCAGUGACGGAUUGGGUCAGAAACGGCAGAGAAGAUGAUGAGUCAGAGGUCAAUCUUGAGGAUGAGAUUGACCAAGUGGCUGACAUGUUUAUCAGGAGGUUUCACAGGCAGAUGAGGUUGGAGGAGGAGUCCAUCAGCUGGUACUAAUCAAGAAGGUUUUCAUAAAUAACUGAGCUAGUUGGAUUGAUCAGAAGAAAAAACAGUUUAUCUUCUGCUUGUGGUUUUGGUUUUUGUUGGUAGCUCUUAGAGAUUUGAUGUGUGUAUACACUUUGCAAGAAAGAAAUCUUCUAAAUCUGAAUGUUUUUAUAA